Messenger RNA from Ceutorhynchus assimilis (cabbage seed weevil), 1476 nucleotides. Lineage: Eukaryota; Metazoa; Arthropoda; Insecta; Coleoptera; Curculionidae. The record is from the annotation of a GenBank genome assembly.
GCUAUAAUUUCUUUAGUUAUAAUAACUUUCCAAAUUUUUCUCUAUUUAUGGAAUAAAAGAAAUUGGUACUGGGCAUCAAGAAAAUUCAAUGGUCCACUAGCGUUACCACUUAUAGGCAAUGCCUGGCUAUUUUUAUGCAAGAAUGAAGAAAUCCUAAUGAGAAUUUAUCAUUUAACCAAAAAGUACAAUAACGACAAACCUAUCCGAUUUUGGCUUGGCCCAAUACUGAUAAUUAUUCUAAUGAAUCCAGAUCAUGUUGAGAAAAUCCUGUCUUCAUCCAAGUUUGCUCAAAAGCACGACAUAUACGAAUUUAUAAAAAUAUACUUGGGCGAAGGACUAAUUAGUGGAUCAGGUCCUACACAUAAACCACAUAGAAGAAUCAUUCAACCAAUGUUCAACUUAAAUUUCGUUAACGAAAGUUCAGUUUUUGUUCAAAAACAUGUUGAUUUGUGUAUGAAGAAACUGGAAGCUUUUGUGAAUAAGGGCACAUUUGAUUUUCACGAAGUUAUUCAUAAAUGUAUGAUUGAUAUGAUUAAAGAAAUUAUACUAGGGUCUUGUGAAAGAAGUCAAAUUAAUAAUAGAUUAAGCGAUUUUGAUCAAGCCAUGAUUGAUGUCUAUAAUUUUGGAUUUUCACGAAUGGCCAAACCAUAUCUUCAACCAGAUAUUAUUUAUAACUUAACGCCAUAUAAGAGAAGACAGGAUGAAUUACAAAAUAUUCUAAAGAAUGAAGUGAAACUAAUGAUUGAGUUCUCACAUAAACGAAGAAAAGAAUUAAAAAUAUCAAACGAAUUUUAUCCAAUAAUUGAUAGAUUAUUAGACUUUGUAGAGGAAAAUCCUGGAAUUAUAAGCCAAGAAGUGCUUGCUGAUCAUUUACUAACUUUAUAUGCGGCCUCUGAGGAUACCAUCACAGUUAUAUCUGGAUUUGUAUCCAUGUGCCUGGGAAUGUAUCCAAAAUAUCAAGAAAAAGCUGCAAAGGAAAUAAGGGAAAUUUUUGGAGAAACUCCUAGACCCGUUACAAUGCAGGAUAUUAACAAGUUAAAUUACUUGGAUAUGUGCAUUAAAGAUACUUUAAGAUUAUUUCCUAUUGCCCCAGUGAUUUUGCGAAAAUGUACAGAUGAUUUUAAGUUGGAAAAUUGCUCGAUUCCUAAAGAUUGCGCAAUUGCCAUGCCUAUAUUCACUAUUCACAGAAAUAGAAAAUAUUGGGAAAAUCCAGAUCAUUUCCAUCCAGACCAUUUUUUGCCAGAAGUCGUUAGCAAAAGACACAUCUAUGCAUAUCUUCCUUUUAGUGCUGGCUCAAGAGGCUGCAUUGGCAAAACUCUAGCAAACACUGCAUUGAAAAUAUUCAUUUGUAAUUUGCUUCAACGAUUUGAAAUCGAAGCAGAUGGAAAAGUGCCCGAUUUAGAAUUGAGAAUGGAUAUUUCAACUAGGCCAAAGCAAGGAUAUUUUCUCAGGCUCAAAGAACGAGUGUGGGUUUAA